UUCAUUCACAACAACACAAACUAUUUCACAUUUCUUCAGCAUUAAAAAAAAAAAAACAGUUUCCAUUCCUCCGACCAGAGUUUUUAUUUCAUUCACAACUUAAAACAUCCAUCCCUUUUAGUACAUCAAUGAAAGAAAUGAUGAGUAACAAGAGAAGAGGAGAAAUGGAAGAGAGCAUGGCAGCAACCAUGACAAAGUGUUUAAUGCUAUUAUCACGUGACCGUGGAGAGAUGGACUAUCAAUCCGUGAUUCAGCAAAAGAUAAUGCCAUCAAGUACUCAAGGCCGUUUUUACGAGUGCAAAACCUGUGAUAAACAAUUUCCAUCGUUUCAAGCACUAGGAGGACAUAGAGCAAGUUACAAGAAACCUCGGUUAAUGGAACUAUAUUCAUCAGAUAAUCAUAUUAUAAAUUACAACCAACAGAAAGCGAAGAAACAAAAGGGUCAUGAGUGUUCGAUUUGUGGUUUAACGUUUGCGAUUGGACAAGCUUUAGGUGGGCAUAUGAGAAGACAUAGAGCUGCCAUGGUUGAAUCUUCGGCAACAACGGCAACAGCAGAAACAACAACAACAGGAUUGUCAUCCUCAUCAUCUGAUGAUACUAACAUUAGUUUUCAAGAAGAAAGACUACCACAAGUGCCGGUACUAAAGAGAUCAAACAGUAGCAGGAGAGUCUUGAGUCUGAAUUUGGAUUUGAGCUUAUCUCUUCUUCCUUAUGUUAGUAACGAUUUUGAAUUCUCCACUAUUGUAAAUGAAGACAAACAUAUGCCAUCUUCCCCAUCCAUGAUUUAUAGUUUUAUUUGAUUAUAUAUUAUGAUCAAAAUGUAGCUAGAUUUCACAUAGACAUAGUUGAUGUAUAUUAUUAAAUGAUGGCAUUACUCGUAAAGUUUCCCCAUGUUUAAAUCUGUGCUUUUAUUCCUUCUAUACUUUUACCUAAAAGAAUACGAAAAUAUAUGUUUUGAACGCGCAAAGUCACAUCAUUAAC
Papaver somniferum (opium poppy) is the source of this 981-nucleotide messenger RNA. RefSeq names its product zinc finger protein ZAT12-like. NCBI's taxonomy places the organism in Eukaryota, Viridiplantae, Streptophyta, Magnoliopsida, Ranunculales, Papaveraceae. The coding region runs from base 129 to 800 and encodes 223 amino acids. The transcript has a single exon. The record is from RefSeq and is a predicted model, not a curated record.